Molecule: messenger RNA, 1093 nt
Organism: Sesamum indicum (sesame)
Lineage: Eukaryota; Viridiplantae; Streptophyta; Magnoliopsida; Lamiales; Pedaliaceae
Product: PRA1 family protein B2
Biological process (GO): vesicle-mediated transport
Cellular component (GO): endoplasmic reticulum; Golgi apparatus
Source: RefSeq, a predicted model, not a curated record
AUGGAAUGGAUCCACCGACGCAAUUUCCUUGAUAAUGCCAUACCGUAUUUGCUAAGCAAAAUAAUUUCCAAUACCGUCUCCCAAACGUUCCCUUAUAAAUAAACAUUCCCGUUUCCAAUUUCCCAAUUCCCAUUCAGUCAAAUUGCCGAAAUAUCAAACUCAAUCGCUCACUCAAAGAUGGCAGCAAACUCCUCCCCUGCAAUCCUCCCAAUCACCAAUCACCCCCCUGCCGACAACCAGCAACUACCUUCCUCCGCUUCCGCCCUCCGUUCAUUCUUCUCCGGCAUUUCUGAAACCGUGCGUUCAGGUCUCGCUAACCGCCGCCCCUGGCCAGAGCUCCUCGACCGCUCCGCCUUCUCCAAGCCUGAAUCCCUCUCUGAAGCUACUCUCCGUAUACGCAAGAACUAUAACUAUUUCCGCAUCAAUUACCUCGCCGUCAUCUCCGCCGUCCUCGUCGUCUCCCUUCUUACCAAUCCCUUCUCCCUGAUCCUCCUUGCUGGCCUUCUCGCCUCCUGGCUCUUCCUAUACCUCUUCCGCCAGUCCUCUGAUCCUCCGAUCACUGUCUUUGGCCGCCAAUUCUCCGAUCGCGAGACCCUCCUCUUCUUAAUCGUCUCAACCAUUGUUGUCAUCUUCCUCACCAGCGUUGGAUCCAUUCUCGUCUCCGCCUUCAUGGUUGGGAUCGGUAUCGUUUGCUUGCACGGUGCUCUUAGGAGCCCCGAAGAUCUUUUCCUUGAUGAGCAGGAGGCGCAGGGAGGCGCUUCAGGAUUCCUCUCUUUCUUCACCUCUGGUGCCCCCCCUGUUGCUCAGCCCCCCGUGGCUGCUAGGGCUUAAUGAUCCGUCAUGCGUGUGGGGGUAAUGGGAAUAACUUCAAUUGUUUUUCUUUUUCAGAUCCGUCUUAAUCGGAUGACUGAUACAGCAAAAUUCUAGGCGGGUAGCUAGAGCACUAUAUAUAUAUAUAUAUAUAUAUAUGUUCUUCUUAAUUGGGGGAUGUUAAUAUCUGUAACUUUGUUCGUUGAUCUAUGGAAUCAACAUUUUUUUUGGACGGUUUAUGUGGUUUAUUAUUUUGCAACUUCAGAGCAUGCUUGAUGACUGA